UUUAUUGAGAAUAAAAUUGAUGUGCUAGAAAUGAAUUUUGAUAUAGUUUAUAUAUUUUAACAUUUACUAAACAUCAUUUUAAUUUUAGGUUAUUAUCUUUGAUUUUAUUUUUUCCUUGUGUAGAUAUGGUCCCAAUCCAACCACAAUGAACACUGGUAUGAGUGGGUCAAUGCCAACACCAGGCCAUAAUGGAGCUGGAGAUUUUCAAUCUCCUCCAAAUGCUCUUAGUGCUGCAGCUUUAGUAGCUGCUGCUGCUACAGCUACUGCAACUGCUACAGCUAGUGUUGUUGCAUUACAAGAACGGCAACAACAAGAAGUUGCAAUGAAUAGUCAAUACGGACAGAAUAUACAAGGUCAGCAAUUUCCUGUGGGAUAUGGUCCACCAACUUCUCAACGAAUGCCAUCAAGCCCAGGAAUGAACAAUCCCUUAGCUAAUCCUAUGGGAAGCCAUAUGAACUCCAUGACUGGACAGAUGCCUGGCAGUAUGGGUUCUGUGAAUAAUUCUAUGAUGAACAUGCCUAAUUCUAUGACAUCGAUGGGUUCCAUAAAUUCAGCAAUGUCAAUGAAUGGUCCAAUGGGUAUGAAUAGUGCUAUGAACAAGUCUAGUAUGCAGAACAUGCAAGCAAUGACUGGUCCCAGUCAUCCAAAUGUAUAUUCUACAGGGACACCUAGUCCUCAAGGCCGAAGCCGUUCAACUCCUUAUCCAAAUCCACAGAAGAGGCCAAAUCAGUACAAUCUUAUGGUACAACAAUAUGGUGCUGGUGUACAGCCAUAUAAUCCAGCACAGCAAAAUUAUAAUCCUGCUCAGUAUCCAGGUACCCAACCUCCACAAUUCACAAAACAACAACAACAAUAUACAACCAUUCAACAACAACAAAUGACAUCACACUCCUAUCCACCUCAACAACAAAUGCGGCCUUCAAUGAGGUCACAGGCACCUCCUUAUGGUAGUCAACCCACUCAAUAUUAUCAACAAGCACAUUUAAAUGGUGCUCCUCAACAAACACCUUAUGAUCCUCAUUACAGCACACAAUAUAGUCAACAAAAUAUGCAGAGGAAUGUAAAUUAUCAACCAUCACCAAUACCUGGUAAUCCUACACCACCUCUCACUCCUGCUUCCAAUAUACCUCCAUAUUUAUCACCAAAUCCAGACUUGAAGCCUACAUUUCCUGAUGUUAAACCACCACUGCCACCUCAAAAAGACGAUGAAUUAAGGCUUACCUUCCCAGUUAGAGAUGGAAUUAUCCUUGCACCUUUUCGGUUAGAACAUAAUCUAGCUGUAAGCAAUCAUGUCUUCCAUCUAAAGCCAUCUGUUCAUCAAACAUUAAUGUGGAGAACAGAUCUUGAAUUGCAAUUAAAAUGUUUUCACCAUGAGGAUCGUCAAAUGAAUACCAAUUGGCCUGCCUCUGUACAAGUUUCUGUUAAUGCUACACCUUUAAGCAUUGAUCGAGGUGAAAACAAAGCUUCUCAUAGGCCUCUGUAUUUGAAAGAGGUCUGUCAACCAGGUCGAAAUACGAUACAGAUUACAGUAACUGCAUGCUGUUGCUCCCAUUUAUUCCUGUUACAACUUGUUCAUCGACCAACAGUACGAUCUGUUCUCCAAGGAUUAUUAAGAAAACGUCUUUUACCAGCUGAACACUGCAUCACCAAAAUCAAGCGAAACUUUUCUAAUGUUGCUGCAUCAACAAAUAGUUCAAUGGGAAUGGAAGAUGGAGUAGAACAAACUGCCAUUAAAGUAUCUUUAAAAUGUCCCAUUACAUUUAAGAGGAUAACACUGCCAGCUAGAGGACAAGAAUGUAAACAUAUACAGUGUUUUGAUCUUGAAUCUUAUCUCCAACUUAACUGUGAAAGAGGUGCUUGGAGGUGUCCAGUGUGCAAUAAACCAGCACUUUUAGAAGGACUGGAAGUGGACCAAUAUAUUUGGGGUAUAUUGACUAAUCUCAGUAAUUCUGAUAUAGAGGAAGUAACUAUUGAUGCCACUGCUAGUUGGAAACCUGUACCAGUAAAAACUGUAAAAGAAGAGCACGAUGGUGAAUAUCCCUGUAGUGGACCAAAACAGUUCAAGGCUAUGUCACCAAGUAGCAUGACACUUCCUACCACAAGUACCUGGGAAAUGGGACAAGGUUUAUCACCUUAUGCACCAUUACCACCUCCAGAUAUGCAGACAAUAUCAAAUGGCCCAAUGCCUAAUGGUCCUAUGAUGUCCAAUGGAGUAGGUUUUGGUACUCAUGGGACAGCAGGAUUUGACUUUCAAUCCCAAGCAUCUGAUUUCAGUAGUCCACUUUCUCACCUCAAUGAAAGUGUAGCAUCAUUAGAUCCUUUAGCUGCAAUGGAAAAAUCACUUAAUCAUCAUGAACAGCAAAUGGGAACCAUUAAUUUACAUGAUCAAAGCAGUCAGGGUCUUCGUCACCCACCUUCCUCAUCAUCUGGGACCAAUUCAUCCCAGCAAACAUCUGCUAUGCCCACAACAACUCAGGGACAGGUGAUGAUGCAACAUGGACCACAUACACCUCACACUCCUCAUACUCCUCACACACCACAUACACCUGGAAAUUCUGGAGGAGGUCCACCUAGUGUGCCACCUCCAACUUCCCAGCAAUCAAGUGGUACAGAAAACAAUAGCAAUAGUACCACAGUGGUUGCUUCAAGUCAGCCCAAUAGUCAGUCAUCCACAAACAGUGAUUCUUCUCUUCCACAUGCUCCUGAUCUUGGUGAUUUAAAUUUUGAUCCUGCAGCUGUUAUUGAAGGAGAGGGACAAGGACAGGAAGGAUUAAAUCUUUUACCAGAAAAUGUGGUAGAUCCAAUGGAGUUGUUAUCAUAUCUGGAACCUCCUGAUUUAGGCAGCACAGGAUCAAACACAGGCACCACUUCCACAAACACAACUUCCGUAAGCAACAGUGCAACACCUGCCACAUCCAAUAGUACUAGUGAUGAUCUUUUAGCACUUUUUGAAUCUUAAAAGAUAUCAUAUUGGAUGUUUGGUAGCUUUGUGAUGGUUUCUGCCUUUUAGUGUUUAUUAACUGACUUUUAUACCAAAGCACAUCAAAUCAUCGAAUAUCUUCGACUUGGCCAGUUUGUCGUGUUUUUACUCGGCAACAAUUGUACCUAGAAACUGUACAGUUCUGCACUCAUUUAAACGUGAUAAGUUCACACCAUGUACAGAUAUCGAGCCCUGUUACAAUUCUUGUCUUCAUAACUUGAAAAUAAAAUGUUCAGCAAAAGGCUGUACAUAGAACAAGGAUAAUAAUAGUUGUGAUAGGUAUAUUUAUUGCAUGCACAUUUAUUCCAUCCAUAGUAAUUUUCUGAUGGAAACUGUUGUGUUGAUUGCACCAUUGUAAUAAGAAAAUCCAUUCUCCUAAACAGAAGUCCUACAAAAUUAUGUUGAAAACCUAAGAGUACCUCAAGCUCUGAUAUCAACAUAUACAAAUUGUUAAGAUUAUCUUCAGAGCUACAAAGCCAAAGCCUUAGAGCAUAUACAACGGUUGGAAAAUCUCAUUGCACAAGUCAUCUUUGUCAGACUCCGAAGAUUUCUUGACUGAUCUCGUUAUGCAAAGGAAGAAAUUUACAUCAAUGUAUAGUUCAAAUGUUACUCUCUUUUAAGAACUUGCA
Messenger RNA from Centruroides sculpturatus (bark scorpion), 3609 nucleotides. Its product is annotated as zinc finger MIZ domain-containing protein 1-like. The coding region runs from base 146 to 2959 and encodes 937 amino acids. Gene Ontology annotation, biological process: protein sumoylation; regulation of transcription by RNA polymerase II. The record is from RefSeq and is a predicted model, not a curated record. NCBI's taxonomy places the organism in Eukaryota, Metazoa, Arthropoda, Arachnida, Scorpiones, Buthidae. Gene Ontology annotation, molecular function: zinc ion binding; SUMO ligase activity. The transcript is spliced from 12 exons.